GGCACACCACCUUAACUCCUCCUCCCUUUUGCAGGCUCGUGGUCAAUAUGGCGGCGUCCAUGGCUCAACUUUGCCGCUAUGUUUUAAGACGUAGGUCUUGUUUUCAACCAACUACGUGUUUCGCGCUCGAAUGCAAAUUUCACCGUACCGUCCCUGCAUGUCAGGGACUACUUCACGCUCUUAAUAAACGCGGAAUUUUAAAGGAGUCUUUCCCGGAUGACGCAGCGUGCGACCGACUCCCGCGCUUGCUGCAGUCCGGUGCUCAGACCGUGUACUGCGGCUUUGACCCCACGGCCGACAGCCUUCACGUGGGCAACCUGCUGGCCCUCAUCGGUUUGCUACACUUCCGUAGCGCCGGCCACCAUGUGAUCGCGGUGCUCGGUGGGGCCACGGCGCAGAUAGGCGACCCGAGCGGGAAAACAAGCGAGCGGGAGCGGCUGUCCGCAGACACCGCGGAGGCAAACACUCGCGGCAUCCGUGAUGGCAUUCACAGAAUUUUCACCAACCACGAACUGAACUUCCACGACAGCUCCAAGAAGCUGGGGACCGUGACGGUACUUAACAACUUGAGCUGGUACAAGGACUGGAAUGUGGUGAGGUUCCUUGCUGAGGCCGGGAGGCACUUUCGCAUGGGCACCAUGUUGAGCCGCUACAGCGUCCAGUCCAGGUUGCGGAGCUCGGAGGGCAUGAGCCUGACCGAGUUCACCUACCAAGCGUUUCAGGCCUACGACUUCCACCACCUGAACCAAAUAUACGGCUGCAAAAUCCAACUGGGGGGCACCGACCAGCUGGGAAACCUCAUGUCCGGCCACGACUUUAUUCACAAAGUGAGUGGUGAGGAGGUGUACGGUCUCACCCUCCCGCUGGUCACAAGCACGACAGGCGAUAAACUGGGCAAGACUGCAGGAAAUGCAAUUUGGCUCAACCGUGACAGGACGUCUCCGUUUGAUCUCUACCAGUUUUUCUUACGGCAGCCUGAUGCCAGCAUAGAAAGGUACCUGAAACUGUUCACCUUCCUUCCUCUGGCUGAGGUGGAGAGCCUCAUGGAGCAACAAAGAGCUGAUCCUGGCAAACGACUGGCACAUAAACGACUGGCAGCCGAGGUCACAAAACUGGUUCACGGGAAGGAUGGCUUGGAGAGUGCCAAAAGAUGCACCAACAUUUUGUACCACAGCAGCGUGCAGGCGUUGGAGGAGAUGAGCGACUUUGAGCUGCAGGAGCUCUUCAGAGAGGCUCCCUUUCAUGAACUGCUGCUGGAGCCGGGGACCAGCGUCAUUAACGCGUGCCGCAUGGUCAACGCCAUCCCAGAGGGUCCCAAAGGGUAUCGGAUGGUUUCGGAGGGAGCUGUGUGGCUCAACCACAAGCGGACGGACAACCCGGAGCAAGUACUGAUCCCCAAAAUCCACAUCCUUGGUAAUGGGCUAACACUGCUACGAGUGGGCAAAAGGAACUACUAUAUUAUCAAAUGGCUUAGUAUCUGAAAGGUGUUUGAAAGUGACUUUUUUGUUUGUGUAUAACUAUUGUACAGGGAUAAUGUAUUUAUCUAAUCAUGAUAAUUAAAAUGUAUUUUAAUUUAAAAGUUUCCCUUCGCCUGCUCACUUUUAAACUGCUGCUGGAAGUGUUUGAGAGACGACCAGCAGGGGGAGGCAUUGCCCUUAAAAAUGGUUUGGGACAAGGACAUGCCCUAAAAGGUACAGUAGAUGAGCUCACAUGGAAGAAAAUUGUAUCGUUUUUGGAAGACUGAACAGCUUCUUAACUGAUUUGCUGCCAUUGACGGCGAUAGACGUCCAAUUCAUUUUGACUAGGACUCGUGGAGGGU
Messenger RNA from Corythoichthys intestinalis (scribbled pipefish), 1819 nucleotides. It is a transcript of the gene yars2, whose product is annotated as tyrosyl-tRNA synthetase 2, mitochondrial. Gene Ontology annotation, cellular component: cytosol; mitochondrion. Bases 48 to 1481 code for a protein of 477 amino acids. The record is from RefSeq and is a predicted model, not a curated record. Lineage: Eukaryota; Metazoa; Chordata; Actinopteri; Syngnathiformes; Syngnathidae. The transcript has 5 exons. Gene Ontology annotation, molecular function: ATP binding; RNA binding; tyrosine-tRNA ligase activity. Gene Ontology annotation, biological process: tyrosyl-tRNA aminoacylation.